Messenger RNA from Babesia sp. Xinjiang, 3489 nucleotides. RefSeq names its product ATP-dependent Clp protease ATP-binding subunit ClpA -like protein (gene clpC). Gene Ontology annotation, cellular component: cytoplasm; retromer complex. The record is from RefSeq and is a predicted model, not a curated record. NCBI's taxonomy places the organism in Eukaryota, Apicomplexa, Aconoidasida, Piroplasmida, Babesiidae. The coding region runs from base 1 to 3489 and encodes 1162 amino acids. The transcript is spliced from 5 exons. Gene Ontology annotation, biological process: cellular response to heat; retrograde transport, endosome to Golgi. Gene Ontology annotation, molecular function: ATP hydrolysis activity; ATP binding.
AUGGUGAUGGGAGCCAAAUUGACCACAACGACGCUAUUUGUUUUUCUGGGCACCAUAUUGAUGCAUCAAGAACAAUGUGGCAAUGUAGAAGCCUUCAGAUUAAACGGCAUUAGGGCCAGUUAUCGCAAAUUAGACAACAUCCCGCCAAAGUCAGCUGUAGGUCUAGGGUGCCAAGGUACCGGUGAAUCGCGAGGUGAAGGACGUAAUCAUGGCCAAAAGAAACAUCUGGAUUUUAACAACUUCAGCGAUAAUGCUGUAAAAGUCCUUAUGCUCUCGCAAGAGGAAGCUCGUAAAGAAGCACAACAACAAAUUACGGCAAAACAUAUAUUCCAAGGUCUAGUAUGCUUAGAUGCUGGUGUAGCUGGUCACAUACUGCGCGAAUAUGACGUGACUCUCAAAAAAGUACGAGAAGCUGCAAAGGCACUACGAGAGGAACGACCAGACGCCGAAAACGGGGAUAAAUUGCCUUUGACAUUCUCUUCAGAAGCCAAAGAAGUGCUGAAGAUGUCAUAUGUGGAGGCAGAACGUUUGGGACAUAGCACAAUUGAGACGGAGCACAUUUUGUUAAGUGUUAUCCGUAGCAACAGUCAUGAAAUGUCCCAAUUGCUAGAUUAUUUGUGCAUAAACACUGAUGAUAUGAGGGCUCGGAUACUUAAAUAUGUUGCUGAGAAUAAGGAGCAACGUUAUGAAGAACCACAGCAAGACACAUGGAAACAGGCACUAAGUCAGUACUCCUAUAUACCAGCACCUGGCCGUGCGGAGGAUCUCCUGAAAGAUGUAUAUCCAGGGUCACCCCUCAAUGCUUUUACGGUUGACCUUACGGAGAAGGCAGAGGAAGGUAAACUACAGAAGGUGUUAUGUAGAGAUAGCGAGAUUGAUAGGGCUAUAAGGACACUUUGCAGGAGACAUAAACGCAACCCAAUACUAAUAGGUGAACCUGGUGUUGGUAAAACUGCUGUUGUGGAGGGUGUAGCAAUGCAACUGCUGGAGGGGAAUGUGAUGCCUAGCAUGAGGAGGAAAAGGAUCAGGCAACUUGAUGUUGGUCUUUUAGUGGCUGGAGCAAGGUUCCGAGGUCAAUUCGAGGAGCGUCUGACAAAACUGAUUGAAGAAGUGAAAGCUAUGAAAGAUGUUAUCUUGGUAAUAGACGAGGCUCAUAUGUUAGUAGGCGCUGGUGCUGGUGAGGGAGCGCUAGAUGCUGCUAAUUUGCUGAAACCGUCUCUUGCACGUGGAGAACUACAGUGUAUUGCAAUUACGACCCCGAAGGAAUAUCGGAAACACUUCGAAAAGGAUGCGGCGUUAUCACGAAGGUUCCAACCUAUACAUGUAAAUGAGCCUAGCGAUGAAGAUACGAAGAAAAUACUGCAAUCCACCACUAAGGCCUGUGAGAGGUACCAUAGGGUGAAGUAUGAUGCAGACGCUGUAAUGGCAGCGUUGAAGUAUUCCAAACAAUUCAUCCCAGAUAGGUUUCUGCCUGACAAGGCUAUCGAUAUCCUUGAUGAGGCUGGUUCAUUGGCUAAAAUACGUUUCUACCAGCAGACCGCAACCCAUCCAGAUAAGGAGGGAUCUACUGGUGUUGAGGGGGUGUCCGUAGAUACCUCGUCGGAAGCUCCAGAGCCAAUUUUGAAGGGUGAAGAUGCAUCCGACCCUGAAGUGAUUGGAACUGAUGAAGACCCGCUAUGCGAGGUGAGCCCCGAGCAUGUGGCCGAGGUGGUAUCUACAUGGACUGGUAUACCGUUGCAGAAGCUAAGUCAGGGAGAGAUGGAGGCGAUUCGUAAUAUGGAGACAGAGCUCCAUAAAACUGUAAUCGGUCAUGAAGAGGCUGUGGAGCAUAUCUGCAAAUCUAUUCGUCGUGCUAAAACUAAUAUUAAAAAUCCAGAACGACCGAUAGGUAGUUUCUUGUUCUGUGGUCCGCCCGGUGUAGGGAAGUCUGAGAUAGCGAGGGCUCUGACGAAGUUGUUGUUUGCAAAAGAGAAUUUCAUUAAGCUUGAUAUGUCGGAAUAUAAUGAGCCACAUAGUAUCAGCAGGUUACUCGGGAGCCCACCGGGUUACAAGGGCCAUGACUCCGGAGGUCAACUUACUGAGAAGUUACGUAAAAACCCAUAUUCUGUGGUUAUGUUUGACGAGAUUGAGAAGGCGCAUAGUGAUGUGUUGAAUGUGUUGUUACAGAUUUUGGAGGACGGUAAACUGACGGAUUCCAAGAAUCAGACGGUUUCUUUCAAAAAUGCUGUCAUCAUCAUGACGAGUAACAUAGGAUCGAACCUCAUAGAGAGGGCUUCGCGCGGCAUACACUCUUUUGGGUUUAACAUUGAAUCUAAAUCUUCUAGUGACUCUGAAGGCUACUCCAAAGUGAAGGCUCAGGUGUCUGAGGAGUUGAAAUCUCUUUUCAAACCGGAACUGAUAGACAGGAUCGAUGAUAUAAUUCUGUUUAGGCCGCUGACUGACGUUCAACUAGGUGAAAUAGCGCGCCUUAUGAUGAACGAUACUAUAUUGAGGGCGAAUGAGUCUGGCAUCGACGUGGUUGUUGAUGACUCCUUCGUUGAGUUUUUGCUGAAGCUCCCUCGUGACACCAAGGGAGGGGCACGGCCGCUCAGACGAUUGAUUACAAGUGAGUUGGAAGAUCGUUUGGCUGAUUUUGUGCUAUCACCUGAGUACGUGCCUGGUAGACGGUACCGGGUACGAGUUGACGAUCGCGCGCAAGUUGUGAUAACGGCGGAUGACACAGCGCGUAGCGAAGUGGACUUGGUGGAAGAUCUUUUUGUAACGCCUAUAUUAAAGGCGCAAGGCAACGAGAAUGGUACGUUGUCUGUAGUACACACUCUUAACGAAAGUGGAGUAUACAAGAUGUCUAAUGGUGGAAAUGGUUUGGGUGAGCUUCUUAUGCUCGUAGGUGACUUGCACGUCCCUCAACGUGCGAUUGAUUUGCCUCAAUGUUUCCGCGAGCUUCUAAACACCGAUAAAAUCAAGCAAGUGCUCUGUACCGGGAAUGUAGGAUCGCAGGAUAUGUUGGAUCUUCUCUUGGGAAUAUCACCAAAUCUACACAUUGUUAAGGGUGAUUUCGACCAUAAUACAACAUAUCCCGAGGAAAUAAUCGUCAAUGUUGGUAAUUUCAAAAUCGGUCUUAUAAAUGGCUAUCAACUUGCCUCUUGGGGAGACAAAGAUGCUGUCUAUGAAUAUGCAAAACGCAUGGGUGUAGAUGUCCUAGUGUAUGGCCACAGCCAUAUAAGUGACGUAUCCAAGAUAUCUGGGAAGAUACUAGUUAACCCUGGAUCCGCAACGGGAGCUUUUCAACCAUGGGCACCAAACGCUAUACCUACUUUCAUGCUCAUGGCAGUCCAGGGAUCAAAGAUCGUUAUAUACGUAUACGAGGAACACGAAGGUCAGGCUAAUGUGGUCAUGAGUGAAGUAGAUCAAGACCAAGAUGAUGUGACGCCAUCUAGUUCACAUGUAUCGGCUAAUGCACUUCUGACUGCCAAAAGAACCGCAUUCUAG